UAAUGUUGAAAGGAUGAGAAAUUAAACAAUGCAGAGAUUAGAAGAUAUUAGGGACUUUUUUGGCAGGCCGAAAGCUCCUCCAACGUCAAGCAGCGAUGAAUCAAGUAGCUCAUCGAAGUCUAAAACAAAGAAGAAACGAGUGAUUAUGUUAGACUCUGAUGACGAAAACGCAGAUGACAACCCAGCUCCGAAAAAGCAACACCAAGAUGUGGGCUCUAGUGGAGUCACGUCCAAAGGCGCAUCGCCGAAGAAAUCUGUGCAAUUGACUACAGCUGAUGACUUUUUCGGAUCAACGACGGUCAAGCAGGCCAAGAAACCAAUAGAUGAUUUCAAAAAGGGAUCUACCAAAAGCAAAAAUGCGAAUACAAGCUCGAAUAAAGGUGAUUUCAAAAGCUCCCAUGAAGUUUCGAAGAGCGAUAGAAGUGAAGCUAAGCAAGUUAGUCCCAAGAAAAACCUACCUAUCGACGCUGAAGUCCAUAGGAAUCCCAAAUUUAAAGAAGCUUUGGUUCAGUUGGACAAUGAUCCUAUGUUGUCAUUGAAGUACGAUGAAGCCCAAGUUAAUGUUUCUAAGAAAGUAAAAUCAAGUCCGAAAAAACAGACAUCUGUUGAGAAAGUAGGAGAGAACAAAUCGCCUCCAACAGCUAACGUUGACAGCAGUGCAGUUACAUCGAAUAUGGUGGCAACUCUAGGAAAAGCCGAAAAGAAAGAGAGCUCAGAAACUUCUGUAAGCUCAAAACAGUUGACAAAAACUCCAACGUUGACCAAAACGCCAUUCUUGACAAAAACCCCAACCUUGGAAAAAACUCCCUCAGUCAUUACCAAAACUCCCAAAACUCAGGAUGUUUCAAAUAAAGGCGAUAAGGCCGAUCAUUCUGAGAAGAAGAGCAGUAGCCGAGCAGCCUAUUUCGCCUUUCAGAACCGUCAGGGACCCCAAAAUGUAGGUUCUAAGAAAUUGCCCAGUGGACCGGAUGAUUGUUUAGUCGGGAAGUCUUUCGUUCUGACGGGUGUUUUGGAAAGUUUCGAGAGAGACGAUGUGAAAUCUUUCAUUGAGAGGCACGGAGGAAAAGUUGUGACAACAGUGAGCUCGAAAACGUCGUAUAUUGUGAUUGGUCGAGACGCAGGAGAGUCGAAAACAUCGAAGGCUGAAAAGUGCGGAACUGAAAAGUUGGACGAAGAUCAGCUUUUGGAUCUGGUUUCAAAACACGUGAAAAAAGAAGUAAAGGAAGAGUUUUUGCCACCAAAAAUGAGUGAACAGAAAGUUGAUCAAGUACUGCCGCGUGGUAAGGAGAAAAAGAAGUCAAAUUCUCCGAAUAAACUGUCUGAUAAUAAGGCCAAAAUUGAAGACGAGCCAAUGCAGGUCAAAAUUAUUUGUUCACAUGACAUGAACAAAAAUUCUCCAAAAACUUCACUGGAGCUGAAAAAGUCACCCAAACAGCAUGUGAAAGAAGAAACCCUGAGAGAAACUUCAAAGUCAACCAUUUUUGAUGCUAUGCCCGGAUCUAGCGCUUCUGCCACUCGAAAUGCUCCUAUUGAUAACAAUCCAGCUCGCACGUUGUUAUGGGUUGACAAAUAUCAAGCGAAAUCCAUGAAACAAAUCAUCGGUCAGCAGGGCGAUAAAAGUAAUGCACGAAAAUUGAGCUAUUGGCUUCAAAAUUGGCACGCCCUUUUCACGCAUAAAUCGUACCGCGGGGUGCCGCCAAACAAAGAAAAUGGUUUGAUGUUCAGAGCUGCUCUUCUUUCAGGGGUGGCUGGAAUAGGUAAAACUACAACAGCGACGAUCGUUUGCAAAGAGUUGGGAUAUGAAAUGAUCUGUAUGAAUGCCAGUGACACCAGAUCUCAGAAGUUAUUGAACAAUGUAGUUGCCGAAACUCUCAAGUCAGGAACUCUAACCGCAUUAAUGACGUCAUCGAAGUCAGUUGUGACGUCUAGUAAUCACGUGACUGGAGGCUCGAAUGAUGCUGAUUUGAAACACGUUUUGAUUAUGGACGAAGUUGAUGGAAUGGCGGGCAAUGAAGACAGAGGCGGAAUGAGCGAGUUAAUUAACCUAAUUAAGAAAUCUAAAAUCCCAGUAAUUUGUAUUUGCAAUGACCGCCAACACCAGAAAGUGAGAAGCUUGGCCAAUUAUUGCCUAGAUUUGAGGUUCCAGCGACCAAGAAUUGAACAGUUGAAAAGUGCAAUGAUGUCCAUGUGUUUCAAAGAGGGUCUCAAGAUCCAACCGAACGCAUUGGAGCAAUUAAUUAUUGGGGCUAAUCAAGACGUCAGGCAAGUCAUUCACCAUUUGCAAGCGUGGUUCUGUAUGCAAAAGCCUUUGAACUAUGAUACAGCGAAAGAAAAGGCAACAGCCGCCAAAAAAGAUCAGAAAAUGGGGCCUUUCGAUGCUUGUCGAGCUUCCUUCUGUUUUGGAGAAGAAAGACGAAAACUGUCCUUAGGAAUUAAACUCAACUACUUUUUCUACGAUUACAGUAUGAUGCCUCUUUUCAUGCAGGAAAACUACCUGCAAACUAAUAUGAACCGCGGAAGCAACAAAUCGACUUUAGCCUCUAUUUCUAAAGCCGCGGACUCUUUUGUCUAUGGAGAUUUGGCUUCGAAGCUCAUCAGGUCCACGAACAGCUGGUCCCUUCUGCCCAAAGUGGGCAUGUAUACAUGUGUGAUUCCGGGUGAAUUGUGUCAAGGGGGAAUGGGCCAGUUUGUGGCUUUUCCUCAGUGGCUAGGACAGAACUCAAAGAGGUCGAAAAACGACAGACUAUUGCAGGAUCUGCAAGUGCACACCCGCCUUCAUUUUAACGCCUCAAAACAGGAUUUGAACAUGCAGAUAAUGCCCGUUUUGCGAAAGAAGUUUGUCGACUGUUUGCACUCUGAUCAAGAAAACGGAAUUGAGAACGGCGUGAACACAUUGCUUGGUCUUGACUUAACUCGUGACGAUUUGGACACAAUUUUUUCGAUGAGUCAAAUGAGCGAAAAUGAAGAUCCUUGGAAACGCGUGAGCACUAAAAACAAGUCGGCAUUUACGAGACUGUAUAAUAAGCAGUCAUUCAAAAGUGCCAACGCUAAUUCGGUGCCUAAAAAGAGAAAAUUAGGAGAUACGGAAGAGAGCGGAUUGCUUCCUGGCGAGGGAGAAGAAGGAACUAUUGCUGGAAAGAACGAAGUGGAUGGUAAGGAUGAUGAAGAUGACGAUUUCAUACCAGGAUUGAUUUCUAAGAAAGUGCCGAAAACGUCAAGUACGGGAGGAGCAUCAUCGAAGGGUAAAGCUUCAGGAGGUUCUCGAGGCGGUAAAGGUGGAAAGACGACUGCUAAAAAGGCCACUGGAAAAGGAACGAAAAAAUAAAAACUUGGACUUGGUUUUCGGAUGAGAUUUGAUUGGAUGAACUGAAAUUUGAAAUAAGUGAGUGGCGUUGUUUUUAUUUUCGGUAAACUAGUGAAUUUAUUUAAUUGAACAAUUGAUUAAGUUAAAA
Symsagittifera roscoffensis is the source of this 3452-nucleotide messenger RNA. Its product is annotated as replication factor C subunit 1-like. The transcript has 2 exons. Gene Ontology annotation, biological process: DNA replication; DNA repair. Gene Ontology annotation, molecular function: DNA clamp loader activity; ATP hydrolysis activity; ATP binding. The record is from RefSeq and is a predicted model, not a curated record. Lineage: Eukaryota; Metazoa; Xenacoelomorpha; Acoela; Convolutidae. Bases 29 to 3325 code for a protein of 1098 amino acids. Gene Ontology annotation, cellular component: DNA replication factor C complex; nucleus.